CGGCGGAGGGAAGAUGGCGGCCGCCCUGCCCGCCGCCCUGCUCCUGGGAUGCUGCGGCGCGGCGCUCGCCGGGGGCGCCCAGGAUCAAGCAGAACACUUCUUUAGAAGUGGACAUACAAAUAACUGGGCAGUUUUGGUGUGUACAUCUCGAUUCUGGUUUAAUUAUCGUCAUGUGGCAAAUACUCUUUCAGUAUACAGAAGUGUCAAGAGACUGGGCAUUCCUGAUAGUCACAUUGUCCUAAUGCUAGCAGAUGAUAUGGCAUGUAAUCCCAGAAAUCCCAAACCAGCCACUGUGUUUAGUCAUAAAAACAUGGAGCUAAAUGUCUAUGGAGAUGAUGUGGAAGUGGAUUACAGAAGCUAUGAGGUUACUGUGGAAAAUUUCUUGCGUGUAUUAACGGGAAGAAUCCCACCAAGCACACCACGAUCUAAACGUCUUCUUUCUGAUGACAGAAGCAAUAUUCUAAUAUAUAUGACAGGCCAUGGUGGAAAUGGUUUCCUAAAAUUUCAGGAUUCUGAAGAAAUCACAAAUGUAGAACUUGCUGAUGCCUUUGAACAAAUGUGGCAGAAAAAAAGGUACAAUGAAUUGUUGUUUAUUAUUGAUACUUGUCAAGGAGCAUCCAUGUAUGAACGAUUUUAUUCACCUAAUAUAAUGGCCUUGGCCAGCAGCCAAGUUGGAGAAGAUUCUUUAUCGCAUCAACCUGAUCUUGGGAUUGGCGUUCAUCUUAUGGACAGAUACACAUUCUAUGUGUUGGAGUUCUUGGAAGAAAUUCAUCCAGCCAGCCAGACAAAUAUGAAUGAUUUAUUUCAGGUCUGUCCAAAAAGUUUGUGUGUUUCCACACCUGGGCACCGAACCGACCUCUUUCAGCGAGACCCGCAGAGUGUUCUGAUAACAGACUUCUUUGGCAGUGUGAGGAAGGUGGAAAUUACAACGGAGACAAUUUCUUUGGACCGUGAUGUGGCUGGUUUUGAAAGCAAGGUUCCAAAGGAUGAGUUGGCAACGGAACCAUUAAAAUAUGCUGAACAACUUCCUGUAGCUCAGAUAAUACACCAGAAACCAAAGCAAAAGGACUGGCAUCCUCCUGGAGGAUUUAUUUUAGGACUUUGGGCAUUGAUCAUCAUGGUUUUCUUCAAAACAUAUGGAAUCAAGCACAUGAAACACGUCUUCUGAAUUCAAGCAAGGAAGAUGAUUGCAUUGACUGCUACUUUGGAUUCAUUGGUGUCACCGGAGUGCUCACGCUGUCUCUUAUGGCUGUAGUGACAAACAGUGCUGAGAUCUCACUUCUGAAGGUUCUUUUAAAGUCAUCUCUUCUCCCCCUUUUUCUGAAAAGAGUCUAAAAAAUUGCUUUAAUGUUACUUUUUUAAAAAAUAUUUUUUGCAUUGUCUUGUUUUAAACAAUCUUUAAUGCUCUUCUGGGGAAUUUUUCUUUCUUGUCUUUUAAAAAAGAGGGGAGGACCUAAACACAGUAUCAGAAUUUCUAAGGCUGAUUGUAAAGGGGCAAAUUCUUUUCCCCAUACUUCAAAGUAAAUCUUAGUAGUCAACUUAUCACUAAAGAACUAGAGGUGGUGCAGAAUGUAAUUUAAGAUGUCGUUUUAUCAAUACAAACUUAGGCCACUUUGCAGACUUUGGCAUGACAUAUUGAAAGCUUUCUUCACAAAAAUAAAAAUUGUCUAGAAUAUAUUGGAUUUUUUUUCUUAGUCUUUUUUUUUCCGUGUUAAAUACAACCCUUAGAUCAGUCCUUUCACCUUAGGCAGUUUUAAGUCUAGUAUUCUAUGAGCUGCUGAACGUGAAACAAAAAUACAUGAUGACCUCACUAAAUCUACUUAAAAAAAUGUGAAACUGUGACUUCACCAUGUUGAUUAGGAACACUUCACAGUUGGUGUAUUUUCACUCCCUACAAUAUGGAGUUGGAUGCUUUCAGGGUUGUUAAUGCACUGGAUUGACUCUGGAUCAGGAUGAAAACUGUUAUAAAUGGUACUGUUGUAUUCCAGUUUUUUAUUCUGUUUCUGAGCCUUUGGAAAAUGAGCUUUGUCACCUAGGCUUUGUCAGUUCUAGUUUGGCAUAUUGGUUUGCUCUUCUUGGACACUGACUGAUGAAUGUGUGCUAAAGAGGUUCUGUCUGUGUAAGAUACUGGUAUUAGUGAACAGAAGAGUAAAUUUGUGCAUGUAUAGAAACAAACCUGUGGGCAAGGAGAAGCUUUUGCAGUGUGCUUCUGGAACCUGUUCUCUAGCUGAAUCACAAUAAAGCUUACACGGUGUACAGGUGGUGUAAA
Molecule: messenger RNA, 2269 nt
Organism: Apus apus (common swift)
Lineage: Eukaryota; Metazoa; Chordata; Aves; Apodiformes; Apodidae
Gene: PIGK
Product: phosphatidylinositol glycan anchor biosynthesis class K
Exons: 11
Coding region: 14-1168 (384 amino acids)
Biological process (GO): attachment of GPI anchor to protein; proteolysis; protein localization to cell surface
Cellular component (GO): GPI-anchor transamidase complex
Molecular function (GO): GPI-anchor transamidase activity
Source: RefSeq, a predicted model, not a curated record